This is a messenger RNA of Drosophila arizonae, 696 nucleotides long. RefSeq lists its product as uncharacterized. The record is from RefSeq and is a predicted model, not a curated record. Lineage: Eukaryota; Metazoa; Arthropoda; Insecta; Diptera; Drosophilidae.
CGUUUCGUGGUUUCUAUUCGACAACAUUUUUUGUUGAAAAGCAUCUGGAACGAAUUUCGACUCGCUCAGUGCUACGCAAACCGUGCCAACGUGUGGAUUACUUACGCAGUGACAAUACAAUAUUAUAUAUAAAUAUAAAACCGAUAAGACUAAAUAUGUCAUACAGCAUACAUAUUUUGGGCCUGUGCCUGGUGUUAGCUUUGAUGCUGCAAUUUGUUUGUGCGGAUAUCGAGACGAACGAAGUGAAUGACAAUAGCACACCCGAAUAUAUGAUUCAGGGUGUGCGUGUUUACCCCAACGAUCGUCACUGUGUUUUGGUCGGAGGUCUCUGUGUGCACACCAGCGACUGCAAUCUGCCCACCACUAACAAGGGUCUCUGCCCCACCAGCGCCCACCUGGGCGUUGAAUGUUGCUAUGAGUUUAUUUACCCAAAUGCGUAUAGCAAUUCCUAACCAAAUUCCCAYUUACAAAUUAUUUCCAAAUAAUAAUAAUUAUUGAGUUUAAUUGGUAUUACUUUAUGUACUCAUCUAUUGUGAUUUUUUUGAUUUUUUUUUGUCUUUCCUUCAACAACAAUAAAAUACUAACAAUCGACGUCUAUGUCUGCUGUGUGCUACCUCCUCCCUCUACUGUCUCUCACCUGUAAUUGUCAUUGUUAUGCAUUGUAUGUGCCCCGCCCCGUUCCAUGUUCCCCCUACC